Messenger RNA from Malurus melanocephalus (red-backed fairy wren), 1989 nucleotides. RefSeq names its product NGFI-A binding protein 2 (gene NAB2). The record is from RefSeq and is a predicted model, not a curated record. Gene Ontology annotation, biological process: negative regulation of DNA-templated transcription. Bases 195 to 1604 code for a protein of 469 amino acids. The transcript is spliced from 7 exons. Gene Ontology annotation, molecular function: transcription coregulator activity; transcription factor binding. Lineage: Eukaryota; Metazoa; Chordata; Aves; Passeriformes; Maluridae. Gene Ontology annotation, cellular component: nucleus.
GUAGGGGCUGGGAUGAGGGGACCCCACUCGUGUCUGUGCUGUGUCCGGGGGCUGUGGCCACAGGGAUAGUCCCAGCCUGGAGCACAUGGGUGGGACCGGGCACCCCGUGGGGUUUAGGGACACUGGAACACCCUGACCCACCCUGACCCUGAAGUGCUCUCUGUGCCUUUUACCCCCGGGCRGAAGGGCUCGCCAUGGCCCUGCCCCGCACGCUGGGGGAGCUGCAGCUGUACCGGGUGCUGCAACGCGCCAACCUGCUGGGCUACUACGAGACCUUCAUCCAGCAAGGGGGAGACGACGUGCAGCAGCUCUGCGAGGCGGGCGAGGAGGAGUUCCUGGAGAUCAUGGCGCUGGUGGGCAUGGCCACCAAGCCCCUCCACGUCCGCCGCCUCCAGAAGGCCCUGCGUGAGUGGGCCUCCAACCCGGGGCUCUUCAGCCAGCCCGUCUCGGCCGUGCCGGUCAGCAGCAUCCCACUCUUCAAGCUCUCUGAGGCCGGYGGGCGCAAGGCGCUCAGUAACGGGCACGCCAGCCCCGGUGAAGCCGCGGGUAAAGGGGGUGGCAGUGCCGGGACACCCCCGGCCCGCAGCCCUACAGAGCCAGGGGAGAAGCUGUCACCGACGGCGGCCCCACCGUGGCCGGGAAGGAGCACCCCCGAGUCGGAGGGCGGCGGGGAUGAGGAACCAGGGGGUCCCCCCUUCUCCCCGGGCGGGAGCGGCGGGGAGCAGGCGGCGGGCACGGAGCUGGAGCCGGAGCUGGCACGGACGGUGGCGGAGAGCGUGGAGCGGCUGCUGCAGAGCUGCCCCCGGGGUGGAGAGGCCGAGCUGCGGGCGCUGAUGAAGCUCAACAAGAAGCUGGCUAAAGCCGUGGGACACAUCUUCCAGCUGGAGGAUGGCGACCGGCAGAAGGAGGAGGAGAUCCGCCGGCACAGCGCGAUUUACGGCCGCGGCGAGGCRCGGCGCCGCGAGGGCAAGCAGCUCACCCUGCACGAGCUCAUCAUCAACGAGGCGGCCGCCCAGUUCUGCCUGCGGGACAACUCGCUGCUGCUGCGGCGCGUUGAGCUCUUCUCACUGUCGCGACAGGUCGCACGGGAGAGCACCUACCUGUCCUCGCUCAAGGUGGCCAGGGCCCAUCCCGAGGACAGCGGCGCCGUCGUGGCCAAGCGGCUCAAGCAGGAGGCAGGAGAGCAGAGCCGCCCGGAGCUCCUGGCACUGCCGGUGGGGCUGGAGCCCCCCGGGGCUGCRUACCGAGCCAGCCUGGAGGAGGACACGGGCAGCCUCUCCGGGGAGAGCCUCGACGGCCACUUGCAGGCGGCGGGGGCCUGUCCCCGGCUGACCCCUCCGCCCGGUGCGGCCCCGGACGUGCCCCUCGGCCUCGCCCCCCACGGGCUCUGGAGCCGCCACAUCCUCCAGCAGACGCUGAUGGACGAGGGGCUGCGCCUGGCCCGGCUGGUGUCACACGAACGUGUGGGGCGGCUCAGCCCCUGCCUGCCGGGGAAGCCCCCGGGACCAGAGUUCGAGGACGGGCUGGCGGAACGGGGUCCUCCGGCCCCUCCCGAGCCCCCUCGGGGCACCAUCAAGGUGGAGCAGGAGACCAGCCGGCAGUGAGGCCCCUGUAGCCCCCCCGCCACCAUUAACGAAGCAAUAACGUGCUGGGGGACGGGUGCUGGCGGCGCUCCGGGCCCGGGGAGCCCGGGGUGGGGCUCAACCACAGCCCCCCCGGUCCCCUCCCGUCCCGCACCGACGCUCUGGUUACCUCAGCCGCGGCGGGAUGCGACUCCCCGCAGCAGCAAUACCCUCAUCCCGCCCGGCUCCGCGCCCCCGCCGCCCCCCAGGGCUGGGGAGCCCUCGAUGGACUGGAGCCCCCCCCUGUACAGCCCCUCCCGCCCCGUGCUGACCGUCCCCCCGCCCCAGGCCCCGUCACCGCGCGGGGACGGACGCGUCGCACCGUGCGCUCCCACGUCAGCGCUGCCGCCCACGCCGGGCACACGGU